Molecule: messenger RNA, 1362 nt
Organism: Strongyloides ratti
Lineage: Eukaryota; Metazoa; Nematoda; Chromadorea; Rhabditida; Strongyloididae
Product: Enolase
Exons: 3
Coding region: 1-1362 (453 amino acids)
Biological process (GO): glycolytic process
Cellular component (GO): phosphopyruvate hydratase complex
Molecular function (GO): magnesium ion binding; phosphopyruvate hydratase activity
Source: RefSeq, a predicted model, not a curated record
AUGUUAAGGACAUAUUUUACAUUAGUUGACACUAAUAAAAUCGACAAAAAGUUCAUUAUGGCUAUUCUUAAAGUACAUGCUCGUCAAAUUUAUGAUUCCCGUGGUAAUCCAACUGUUGAAGUUGACCUCACCACAGACAAAGGAGUAUUCCGUGCUGCUGUACCAUCAGGAGCUUCUACUGGUAUUCAUGAGGCUCUUGAAAUGAGAGAUGGUGAUAAAUCUGUUCACCAUGGAAAAGGUGUUCUUAAUGCAAUUAAAAAUAUUAAUGAAAAAAUUGCACCAUCUCUUAUUGGAAAGAAUUUUAAUGUUACUGAUCAAGUUGGUAUUGAUAGAUUUAUGAUUGAAUUAGAUGGAACACCUAAUAAGAAUAAUCUUGGAGCAAAUGCUAUUCUUGGAGUUUCAAUGGCUGUUUGUAAAGCUGGAGCAGCUGAAUCUGGAUUACCAGUAUAUCAAUAUAUUGCAAAAUUAGCUGGAAUUGAUAAGGUUAUUCUUCCUGUACCAGCAUUCAAUGUUAUUAAUGGUGGUUCACAUGCUGGAAAUAAACUUGCUAUGCAAGAAUUUAUGAUUCUUCCAACAGGUGCAAGCAAUUUCCGUGAAGCUAUGCGUAUGGGAUCUGAAGUAUAUCAUCAUCUUAAAGCUGAAAUUAAAAAGAGAUAUGGUUUGGAUGCUACUGCUGUUGGUGAUGAAGGUGGUUUUGCUCCAAAUAUUCAAGACAACAAGGAAGGUCUUGAUCUUUUAAAUACAGCUAUUGAGAAAGCUGGAUAUAAAGGAAAAAUAGUCAUUGGUAUGGAUGUUGCUGCUUCUGAAUUUUAUAAAGAUGGAAAAUAUGAUCUUGAUUUUAAAAAUCCAAAUUCUAAUCCAUCAACAUAUCUUAGUGGUGAUGAACUUGCUGAUCUUUAUAGAAGUUUUAUCAAAGAAUAUCCAGUUGUAUCAAUUGAAGAUGCUUUUGAUCAAGAUGAUUGGGAAAAUUGGAGCAAACUCCAUGCCAGUACUUCAAUUCAACUUGUUGGAGACGAUCUUACUGUUACUAAUGUCAAAAGAAUUCAAACAGCUAUUGAGAAGAAAUCAUGUAACUGUCUUUUAUUGAAAGUUAAUCAAAUUGGUUCUGUAACUGAGUCAAUUGAGGCCGCCCAAUUGUCACGUAAAAAUGGAUGGGGUGUUAUGGUAUCACAUAGAUCAGGAGAAACCGAAGAUUACUUUAUCGCUGAUCUCGUUGUUGGUUUAGCUACAGGUCAAAUCAAAACUGGAGCUCCAUGCCGUUCUGAAAGAUUGGCCAAAUACAAUCAACUUCUCCGAAUUGAGGAAGAAUUAGGAGAUGGUGCUGUCUAUGCAGGACAAAAGUUUAGAAACCCACAAGCUUAA